AUGGCGACAGCAACAACAGCAUUACUGUUAGAAGGAAAAGUCGCAGCAAUCACGGGAGCGGUGACGGGAAUUGGAAGGGCAAUUGCUCUGGAUUAUCUCGAACAUGGUGCUCGUGUCGCCGUGAAUUACUAUCCCGACGACAAGUCCACACGCCAAUUCGAGGCAUUGCAAGAUGAAGUGGGUGCCGAUUAUCAGGACAUGUUGAUCGGCCUACCGGGAGACAUUACCAAGCCUGAAACUGGCCAAGAGCUGGUGAAGAGGACGGUAGAGAAGUUUGGGAGACUGGACAUCUUCGUGAGCAAUGCAGGCGUUUGUCAAUUUGCAGACUUUCUGACAAUGUCGCCUGAUCUGGUCAAUCACACCAUCACGACAAACUUGAACGGUGCCUUUUUCGCCAUUCAAGCUGCUGCCCAGCAAAUGUCUCGACAGGAGCCUUGUGGGGGAAGCAUUAUUGGAAUUUCCAGUAUUUCUGCAUUGGUCGGUGGUGCUGGUCAGACCCAUUAUACUCCGACAAAGGCCGGAAUUCUAUCUCUCAUGCAAAGUACCGCCUGCGCUCUUGGUAAAUAUGGCAUCAGGUGCAAUGCAUUGUUGCCAGGCACAAUCCGGACACAACUCAAUGACGAGGACCUGGCGAGUGCAGACAAGCGAUCAUACAUGGAAGGCCGGAUACCUCUAGGCAGACUGGGACAACCGAAAGACCUGGCAGGUCCUGCUGUGUUUCUGGCGAGUGAUCUCAGCGAAUACGUGACUGGCGCACAAUUAUUGGUGGACGGAGGUCUCUUCGUGAACCUGCAAUGA
This is a messenger RNA of Sphaerulina musiva SO2202, 798 nucleotides long. RefSeq names its product NAD(P)-binding protein. The record is from RefSeq and is a predicted model, not a curated record. The coding region runs from base 1 to 798 and encodes 265 amino acids. The transcript is spliced from 2 exons. Gene Ontology annotation, molecular function: oxidoreductase activity, acting on the CH-OH group of donors, NAD or NADP as acceptor. NCBI's taxonomy places the organism in Eukaryota, Fungi, Ascomycota, Dothideomycetes, Mycosphaerellales, Mycosphaerellaceae.